Molecule: messenger RNA, 1200 nt
Organism: Stereum hirsutum FP-91666 SS1
Lineage: Eukaryota; Fungi; Basidiomycota; Agaricomycetes; Russulales; Stereaceae
Exons: 4
Coding region: 1-1200 (399 amino acids)
Source: RefSeq, a predicted model, not a curated record
AUGUGGUACUUCUGGCUUAAAGCCGCGCCUUUCACCCAUGCAAUCCCUACUAACAUUACCAUUGACGACACACACGGCGAUGAAGUCACGGGCCUAGUCCCCACGUAUAUAGACCAGGUGGGCAAUACAUGGAUUGCAGGAUCUGGCUGCCAAGGUUGUCACGGUGCCGCACAACCAGACGCCUCGCAAGCACACGAAGGAACGUGGCAUGAUGCUACUCAUACUGAAGGAGUCGAUCCGGGCCCAGUAGUAAACAUCGUGUUCAACGGGACCGCCGUAUAUGCCUACUUCAUACUGGCCAAUUCCGUCCAAGGAGUCACAACGAACACAUCCUUGAACAUCACUCUCGACGACCAGGCGCCGGUACAGUUUACCCACCUCCCAGACCCAUCCUCCGCAGACUACGAGUAUAACGUUCCGGUAUAUACCAAUGGUACAAUUCCGAACGGCGAGCACACGCUCUCCAUCACGUCAGACUCGAUUUCCUCCCUGUUAUUGUUUGACUAUGUACUCUAUACCACCGACUCAAACGACUCGCAGAACAGUUCCUCAUCUCUUUCACCAGAGUCUAAGACCUCAUCCGAAGGUCCUACCACAGCACCCUCGUCCGCAACCUCAUCCCAAAGUCCUUUCACAACAUCUGCCACACCCUCACCCCAACGAUCACGAACACAUCUGAUAGGAGACGUUGUGGGCGGAAUCAGUGGCGUGCUCGUCAUCAUGGCGCUGGUCGCAAUACUCCUUUAUCGGCGCAGAAUGUCACAACGAAGGCGGUCUACUCUGGACUUACAGAUUCAGCCAUCAAUUGUUGAUCCAUUCAUAACCUGGACUCAGCGUACACAGGCGAUAUCCGAGGCAGAUAUCAACCGUACCAUAUCUUCCGCGAAUAAAUGGCCCGCAAAUGGACGACAAGGAAUAUCGGAGAACCUCAAUGAUCACUCUUUCUCCGCAGGCGAAACAACGAAUGAAGUCUCGACGACUGCUGGGGAUGAAGCUGAGAGUCAUCAAGGUGGAGGCGUUAGUCGGCGAACCGCUGAUCCUGGGGAUAGACGAAGGGCUGGGAGGAAUAGCGUCGAUGAUAUUCGCCAUCAAUUCGCCGCCAUUAGAGCUCAAGUGGAGGAGCUGCGGUUGAUGCAAGUGCAACAAGGAAUGAUGCGCGAAGAGGACGCUAUGCCGCCACCCGCAUACGAAGGGGAGUAG